This is a messenger RNA of Diatraea saccharalis (sugarcane borer), 310 nucleotides long. The record is from the annotation of a GenBank genome assembly. Lineage: Eukaryota; Metazoa; Arthropoda; Insecta; Lepidoptera; Crambidae.
GUUGCUAACAAUGUUCUAUGUUUAUAGGUGAACAAAAUGAAUUUGUGGAGCAGGCUAGUCACAACUGACCCAGAGAUAUCUACUAGGAAAAUUAAUCCAGAACCAUCUAAGCUGUCUGAUUUGGACGGUGAAACGCGUGGUCUAGUGGAGAAGAUGAUGUACGACCAACGGCAAAAGGAAAUGGGCCUUCCUACCAGUGAUGAACAAAAGAAACAAGAUGUACUUAAACAGUAAGUACAUAUUUAUAAUUAGACUUUAUACUGUGUGAAUAGGGAUGAUAACUAAUUAUUGUUUGUCUGUCGGGUAGAUU